AUUGACAAAUGAAAUGAAUAGAUUAUUUUUAUUUAAUUAUUCAGAAUCAUUCACUUUAUUGUAUGGAUUGCUUGCUUUUGCAUUAGUUUAAAGCUAAUGAUCAUGAUCAUGCUGCUCCACAAUACAAGUAAUGUGACGAUGAUUUCCACUAUUUCUAGAGUUGUAGUUUGUGUCCUAUUUGGAUUUGCUCUUGGACAUCAUGGAGUUCAUGCAGCUCCCACCCCCGAAAGGUUGCCUGUAUCGCAGUACUCAAAAGAGCUGUGUGAAGAAAAGCGAAUAGACUUCGGGAAAGACUUGUACGAACUAUUCCGACCUACUGGCCACAAAGAUUACGACUUUGUAUACGAGCUGCUAUAUACUCUGUGUUGGGACCAACAGAACAUUGGUGGGUCGAAGGCACUGAACACCUUGGUUGCCCGCUUGUACGACAAAGACGGAGAUGACAUUCUUACUCACUGGGAACCAAGACCAUGAAAAUGAUUCAACUUCUCCACUUUCCUUCCCCAGGCUGCUCAUAGAAUCUUCAGUACUAAGAACUUUAUCAAGAGGACCUGCCAUUAACUACAAGAUUCUUUGAAAUUGUUUCAUUUAUAAACUAAAUAAUUACACAAUAUAUUCAACGUUUUUAGUUCCUAGCUGGAUUUUUUUAUUGAAAUAUCUGGUAACAGAUGG
Molecule: messenger RNA, 672 nt
Organism: Mya arenaria
Lineage: Eukaryota; Metazoa; Mollusca; Bivalvia; Myida; Myidae
Exons: 4
Coding region: 97-474 (125 amino acids)
Source: RefSeq, a predicted model, not a curated record